CUUUUGCUUUCUAUACUUAAGAACCCCACAACUUCUCGACGUAUAAUCAGUUGCGUCUCAUCGCGUCAGCUGAUCCAAGAUGACUGUUUUGAGUUUUGUUAUUAUUUUGCUUACAAUUUCCUUGGCAGUUUCUGAGGAGAAAUCCAGAUGUAAACUGGAUCUUGGUUUGUUGGUUGAUACGACAAAAAGUAUCAAAGACGUAAACAUACCAAAACUGGAGGCAGCGCUUAAACACCUUGUCGAAAAGUUUGACAUCACACCCGAUGGAACCCACGUGUCUUUGGAGACAUUCUCCAAGGAGGCGACGCUUCACAAUAAAUUCAACGAAUAUCACAGUAAAGACGCUCUACUUGAAUUGAUAUCAAAGAGUAUCAACAAGCUCGCCCAACCCACUCGACUGGACAAAGCACUUCGGCUUGCAAGAGACGAAAUGUUUAAAAAGGCCAGUGGACAGAGACCGGGUGUUAGGAGCGCAAUGAUUUUAUACACAGAUGGCAGAUCGCAUCCUGAUACCGAGGACUUUUAUCUGGAUAUUGUAGCACUUAAGAUGAGAGGUGUCCGUAUAAUCGUGGUUGGUAUCGGCCCAGACGCCAGGAAACCUAAGUAUCGCCAAGUCCUUGAUUACAUUGGAGGCAAAAAUCUUUUUUUUGUGGACGACUAUAAAAGCCUCGACGAUGCAACCGAUGAUAUUUUAACUUUGGUCUGUCCUCCUGAUCCUUGCGAGAACUCAAAGGGAAUGGACGUGGCAUUCGUAAUAGACAAGACCAGCAGCCUCGGAGUACCGAACUUUUUGCUGCUCAAAGGCUUCCUUCUUGAGCUCGUUGCUGCGUUGAACAUCGGUCCAGACGCCACACACACUGGCAUAAUCACUUUCAACAGAAAACCAAAAGUCCUCAGCAAUUUUGCAAACAGCAUGCUGUACAGCAACGAAGCCGUACACGACUUCUUGGCUAAGAUUUCUGUCGUCCUUGGUGACCGUACUUUCACAGACAAAGCUCUAAUGGCUGCCGCAAAUAAACUAUUUACUGAGGAGGGAGGUGAUAGACCGGAUUUUCCAAAUGUUCUGAUCCUCUUAACGGACGGAAGGACUAAUCCAACAUCAAAACCCUUCUCUACGAUCAUCCCUCAUCUGGAGGCAAAAGACGUCCGCAUUGUUGCGGUAGGAGUUGGUCAGUAUGAAGAUUUCCAAGGACAACUUGAAGAAAUUGCAGGUGAAAACGUUCACAACGCAAGCAACUUCGACCAACUCUCAAAUCUGUUCAGUGACAUUCUGGCUGAAACGUGCAGUGUGGAUGGCGGUUUUACCCGCUGGAGUUUCUGGUCUGAAUGCGAUGCGCGUUGUGGCGGUGGAGUACAGACAAGAACACGAAGCUGUACCAACCCUCUCCCCCAGGGAUACGGAAAGACCUGUGAGGGUCCUCUGAAGGAGAGCAGACCUUGUAAUGAACAGCCGUGUUCAGAUGCCUAUUCAGCUGAAGAGGAUCAAAUCAGAGAGUUAAAGCCUCUCCACUACAAGAGGGGUUUAGAAAAACAGAAGGAAUAAGGUGUUACUCAUGCAGCAUUCGAGUGUUAUAGCAAACGGGCAACAUUAUACUUUGGUUACUAUAAUUUAAAACAGGUUUCUUUGUUACGUAGGGUGUGGUUUGGAAAUUGUCUUUUUGUGAUUGGUGUUCGAGCAGUCUUUAAUAAAACUACUUCAAGA
Molecule: messenger RNA, 1702 nt
Organism: Stylophora pistillata
Lineage: Eukaryota; Metazoa; Cnidaria; Anthozoa; Scleractinia; Pocilloporidae
Product: collagen alpha-6(VI) chain
Source: RefSeq, a predicted model, not a curated record